Messenger RNA from Rhizophagus irregularis DAOM 181602=DAOM 197198, 672 nucleotides. The record is from RefSeq and is a predicted model, not a curated record. Lineage: Eukaryota; Fungi; Glomeromycota; Glomeromycetes; Glomerales; Glomeraceae.
AUGAAUCGAUCUGAAGUCUCCAACGGUAUUGUUUCACUUCCAAUAACUCCAACAACUCCAACAACUACUAUUGAUUCAAGGUUUGAGUGUAAUGUAUGCAGAAAAUUAUUUAAAAAAAAAAGUGGGUUGACAAGACAUCUUAAUAUUGUUAAAAAAUACAAUAUUUCACGUUCAGAUCUUGACAUUUUGCCCGAAAAUACUAUACAACAAUUUAAAUGUAUCUUAGUUUACUAUAUUCGUAAGAAACUACCAAGGAGUUAUAAACAAUUAGGCAAACAAACAGUAUCUGUUCCUGCUACUGAAAGUCAAUUUUAUGCUGUGUUUAAGAAUCAUAUACAUUAUUAUUCAGCUAGGAGGGGCUUUUACAAAUGUAUGUUUUGUGGAGUUUCAGCAAAUCAGAUAUUGGCAAAUAUUCUAGAUAUUCAGGAAUGGGCGGUUAAAUUUUAUGAGCAACAACAACGUACUUAUAUUGUACUUUGUGAUGAUGCUAAUAUUGGAUCUGAUGAUGAAAAUCCUAUUUUACGAGCUACUAAAAAGUGUAAAUCAAAAUACAAAUGUUGGCAACUUGUGGUGGAAUGGAAACAACAAAAAAAUAUUGAUUUUAACGGUAAUCUCACUCAAGCAGGGCAUAUAUAUUUUCAUUUCUUUAAUAGUCAAGCUAUGAUUCAAUGA